Messenger RNA from Trypanosoma rangeli, 963 nucleotides. RefSeq names its product sedoheptulose-1,7-bisphosphatase. Gene Ontology annotation, molecular function: fructose 1,6-bisphosphate 1-phosphatase activity. NCBI's taxonomy places the organism in Eukaryota, Euglenozoa, Kinetoplastea, Trypanosomatida, Trypanosomatidae. Gene Ontology annotation, cellular component: cytoplasm. The record is from RefSeq and is a predicted model, not a curated record. The transcript has a single exon. The coding region runs from base 1 to 963 and encodes 320 amino acids. Gene Ontology annotation, biological process: fructose 6-phosphate metabolic process; sucrose biosynthetic process; gluconeogenesis.
AUGACAGACUCGACGGAUAUUGCGGCAGAACUUGCGCAUGAGGGGGUGCCCUCGUCGGUGGUCGAUGUUGUUGUGGCCAUUGCAGAGGCGUGCAGCGAGAUAGCCAUUAACCUCCGCACAGAUACUGUGAAGGCAGCACAGAUGAAUAAUAGUUUUGGCGACGAAGUUCUUUCGGUGGAUGUUAUGGCGGAAAAACACAUCUCAUCCUGCCUCCAUAGUUGUCGCCAGGUUGUGGCAUUUGUCUCGGAGGAGCAACUGACACUCACGUCCACGCCGCAUGCAGGGCGAGGCCUGUAUACGGUCUCGUAUGACCCCCUGGAUGGCAGCAGCGUCAUCGCGACUAAUUUUUCUGUUGGCUCGAUCUUUGCUGUGUGGCCUGGUGCCACACCGAUUGGGUUGCAUGUGCGGGACAUGGUGGCGAGUGUUGUGACAGUGUACGGCCCGCGGACUGUGAUGUUUGUGUCGUUGCGUCACUUACCUGUGAUGGAGUUCUAUUGCGAUGGACACUGCUGGUUACGUCUGCGACAUGAAGCUGCGCGCACUCUGAAGCCUAAGGCGACUUUGUUUGCACCCGGAAACCUUCGAGCGACUAUGUACCUUCCGUGGUAUAAGGACCUUGUUGCAUCGUACAUGAACAGUGGGGCGACGCUGCGCUACACAGGGGGAAUGGUGGCCGAUGUGUGCCAAAUCGUUGUCAAGGGCGACGGCAUUUACAUGACACCGGAGAGCCCACACCACAAGGUAAAGCUCCGGCUUCUUUUUGAGGGUGCACCAAUGGCGUUUCUCAUGGAGUGCGCGGGCGGAAGAUCAACGACGGGCACGAUGAAUAUGAUGGAUGUGUGUGUGACGGAGAUGGAGCAGAGGUCACCCAUCGCGCUUGGUUGCCGGUGGGACGUGGACCGCUACGAGUCCAUGUGCAGCGCAUACAAAAAACAUAGUCAUGAGAGUGCUAGCAGGCUCUAA